Messenger RNA from Rubroshorea leprosula, 3505 nucleotides. The record is from the annotation of a GenBank genome assembly. NCBI's taxonomy places the organism in Eukaryota, Viridiplantae, Streptophyta, Magnoliopsida, Malvales, Dipterocarpaceae.
CGUUACCUUCUUUUUUUUCCGCUUAGAUGCUUUGUGUGGAGAACUGAAGCAGAUUCAUUUUGGAUGUUUCAGAGGCGCCAAAAACCAUGAAUUCACCAUGCUUCGCUCUAUCACCUCCUCCGCCCGCAGGCUUGUACCUCAAAACUUAAUCCUUGCUUCUUUUACUACUUUGGCUCUCUCAGCUUCUACACAGAAAGAGACCAACUCACUUCUCUUCACACCCCAAGCCCUCAGUCCCAACAUCGACCAUUCCCCUUCUUCAAUCCAAUUGGAGAACCCAGUUAAUUACUACAAAUCAUCUCAGUCACAGCGCAAAACAUCUGUAUCCUUGCUCCCCUUUUCGGGUUCUUCUGAAUUAUAUGAAUCUUUGGCUAGUUGCUAUCGAGAUUCUGGUUCCUUAAAUGAUGCAAAGGAGUUUCAUUUGCAGAUAUUGAAAUAUGGGUUUGAUGAAGAUUUGUUCUUGUGCAAUACCCUUAUUGGUUUUUAUGUUAGAGCUGGCGAUCUGGGGUCAGCACGUAAGUUGUUUGCUGAAAUGCCUGAGAGAAACUCAGUUUCAUGGGCUUGCUUGAUCUCAGGGUAUACUCAAAAUGGCAUGUCCAAUGAAGCCUGUCGGCUUUUCAGACACAUGGUUUGUGCGGGCAUUUUACCCAACCAUUAUGCAUUUGGUAGUACUCUUCGAGCUUGUCAAGACCUGGAGUCAUGUGGGCUUGAAUUUGGAAUGCAAAUUCAUGGCUUGAUUUCAAAAUCUAGAUAUGUGUCUGAUGUGGUUGUGUGUAAUGUGCUUAUAUCUAUGUAUGGGAAUUGUUUGAAGUCCACUCAUUAUGCUCGCUUGGUUUUUGAUGAAAUACAGAUUAAAACUUCAAUAUCAUGGAACUCAAUCAUUUCUGUUUAUUCGCGAAGGGGUGAUGCAGCUUCUGCUUUUGAUCUCUUCUCUAGAAUGCAAAGGGAAGGUGUGGGAUUCAGUUUGAAACCUACUGAAUAUACUUUUGGGAGCUUAAUAACUGCUGCUUGCUCUUCUUGUGAUUUAGGUUUGUGUUUGCUUGAGCAAAUGCUCCCUAGGAUUACAAAAUCUGGAUUUCUUUUGGAUCUCUAUGUGGGUAGUGCUUUGGUAAGUGGGUUUGCAAGGUUUGGGCUAGUUGAUUAUGCUGGAAAAAUUUUUGAGAAGAUGAGUCAAAGAAAUGCAGUCUCUAUGAAUGGUUUGAUGAUAGGAUUGGUAAGGCAGAAAUGUGGUGAAGAAGCAGCUGAAGUUUUCACAGAGAUGAGAAACUUGGUUGAUAUAAAUCCUGACUCUUAUGUUAUUCUGUUAAGUGCUUUUGCUGAAUUUUCUGUAUUGGAACAGGGUAGGAGAAAGGGUAGAGAGAUCCAUGGGUAUGUUAUCCGAAAUGGCUUAAGUGAUUCAGUUGUUGCAAUUGGAAAUGGGCUUAUCAAUAUGUACGCUAAAUGUGGUGCCAUUUCUGAUGCUAGGUCAGUUUUUAGAUUUAUGCCUAACAAAGAUUCAGUCUCGUGGAAUACCAUGAUUUCUGGUCUUGACCAGAAUGAAUGUUUUGAAGAUGCAGUCACGACCUUUUGUUCAAUGAGAAGAAAUGGAUUGAUUCCUUCAAAUUUCACUUUAAUAAGUACUUUGAGUUCAUGUGCAAGCUUGGGUUGUAAACCACUUGGAAAACAAAUACAUGUUGAGGGUGUGAAACUGGGACUUGAUCUUGAUGUUUCUGUUUCAAAUGCUCUUCUUGCAUUGUAUGCUGCUAUUGGAUGUCUAACUGAAUGCCAGAAAGUUUUCUCAUUGAUGCCUGACCAUGAUCAAGUUUCAUGGAAUUCUAUGGUUGGAGCAUUCGCUGAUUUAGAGGGAUCAGUUCCUGAAGCAGUUACAUAUUUUCUGGACAUGAUGAGAGCAGGAUGGAGGCUCAACAGGAUAACCUUUAUAAACAUUCUUGCAGCAGUUUCAUCUCUUUCACUCAGCAAAUUGGGUUGUCAGAUACAUGCUUUGGCGAUUAAAUACCAUGUUGUGGCAGACAGUGCUAUUGAGAAUGCUCUUUUGGCUUGUUAUGGAAAAUGUGGAGAGAUGGAACAAUGUGAGAAAAUCUUUUCCAGAAUGUCUGAGAGAAGGGAUGAAAUUAGUUGGAAUUCCAUGAUAUCUGGUUACAUACAUAAUGAAUUAUUACCCAAUGCCAUGAAUUUGGUUUGGUUUAUGAUGCAAAGGGGUCAUAGACUGGAUGGUUUCACCUUUUCCACUGUUCUAAGUGCUUGUGCCUCCAUUGCGACAUUAGAGCGUGGAAUGGAAGUACAUGUUUGUGCAAUAAGAGCAUGUCUGGAAUCUGAUGUUGUAGUUGGGAGUGCGCUUGUUGAUAUGUACUCAAAAUGUGGUAGGAUAGACUAUGCCUCACGAUUUUUCAGCUUGAUGCCUAUAAGGAAUGUCUAUUCUUGGAAUUCAAUGAUAUCAGGCUAUGCACGUCAUGGACAUGGGGACAAAGCUUUGAACCUCUUUACACAUAUGAAGCUUGACGAUCAAUUACCAGAUCACAUAACAUUUGUUGGUGUCUUAUCAGCUUGCAGCCAUGUUGGAUUGGUUAAUGAAGGAUUCAAGCAUUUCAAUUCCAUGAGCAAAGUAUAUAAUUUGGUGCCUAGGAUAGAGCAUUACUCCUGUAUGGUAGAUCUCCUUGGGCGGGCUGGUGAACUUGAUAAGAUGGAAAGCUUCAUCAAUAACAUGCCAAUGAAGCCUAAUGUUCUUAUUUGGAGGACAGUUUUAGGGGCUUGCUGCCAUGCAAAUGGACAGAAGACAGAUUUAGGUAGAAAGGCUGCUGAUAUGCUUUUUGACUUUGAACCUCAAAAUGCUGUGAAUUAUGUGCUUUUGGCUAACAUGUAUGCUUGUGGGGGGAAGUGGGAACAUGUGGCAGAGGCUAGGAUGGCAUUGAGAAAGGCAGGAGUUAAGAAGGAAGCAGGCUCUAGUUGGGUCACCAUGAAAGAUGGCAUCCAUGUAUUUGUGGCAGGUGACAAAUCACACCCAGAUAAAGAUUUAAUCUAUGACAAGCUCAAGGAGCUUAACAGAAAAAUGAGGGAUGCUGGAUAUGUACCGCAGACAAGGUAUGCAUUAUAUGAUCUUGAACAGGAGAAUAAGGAAGAACUCCUGAGUUAUCAUAGUGAGAAACUAGCUGUUGCUUUUGUUCUCACUCGCAAUUCAGGAUUGCCUAUUAGGAUAAUGAAAAACCUUCGCGUUUGUGGUGACUGCCAUGAUGCUUUCAAGUACAUAUCAAAGAUUGUUGAUCGACAAAUAAUACUGAGAGAUUCAAACAGAUUUCACCAUUUUGAAGAUGGCAAGUGUUCAUGUGGAGAUUACUGGUAAUUGAUGUGGUUCUCAAUUUAGGCAUAGUUGAUCGUUUCUUACCAAUUGGGGGAGCAUUCGACGUUAUAGGCAACAUUUUGGUCUAACUGCCAAACUUUUGGAAGCCAAAACUUUGUAUUCUUUUUCUUUCUACUCAGUCAUAGAUGUUCACUCCCAUGAUUAUUGCCC